Messenger RNA from Cladocopium goreaui, 866 nucleotides. NCBI's taxonomy places the organism in Eukaryota, Dinophyceae, Suessiales, Symbiodiniaceae. The record is from the annotation of a GenBank genome assembly.
AGGUCACUCGUCAAGUUGGCGACAAGACCUGGGUUUUGGCAAGCCCAAUCCAUGCACCAAGCGGCUCUCAGAUUGAGCGCUUCGCUGCGAUUUUGGGACCACUGGAAGCGAUGAGCCACACCCUCUUCUGGACCGAUGAGGAGGGCAGUGCUGUGUGUUUGGUGGAGCUUCCGCGUGUGCAGCUGCGCUUCGUGCCUGGACCCGAUCCCAACAACCGUGGACUUCGGCUCUUCUCCAAGGAGUUCGGAGGUUUCUACCUUUUGAACCGGAGAGGGGUUUUUGAUCCUGAGGCGCCGGGAAUGAUGCCAAAGGUUGCAUGGCAAGAAGCUACGGGCGAUCCACGUGCGACCGAUCUUGCCGCGUUUUUGGCCAAGAUGCCCCAUGCAGUGGUCUUGAGAAGUGCUGCUGGUGCUAUCCGAAUCCUUGUGACCAGUGCUGACGUCACAAGGCCGAACAUCAAAUGCAAGCCCUUCUCAACAGAUUUGGUGGUGAACCGAAAGAUCUUAGUUGCGCUGAGUGGCAAGACUUUCCUUUGGGACUUCCAUGAAUCUGGAUCUCUAUUGCUGACGUCCUCGCUGAGUGGCACACUCUACUUGAGCCUGUUGACCCUGCUGCACCGUGACUACACCGCUUGCGCAAGACUGAUUGGCUCGGUGGGCUUUGAUGAAGGUAUUUCAGCCGAAGAGUUCCGCCUUUUGAAGAUGACCCUUUUUUCAACCAUGAAAGACCGACAUCCGGAUGCUUCAGCUUUGCGCUUGAAGCUGGUGUUGGCUCUUAUUGCGCACAAUCCAAAGCACCCUCUCCUGGACCCAGUGACAUGGCUAUGGACAUUCUCUGGGGUCCGUGCUCUUGUUGAGCGAGCCUGA